Hyalella azteca is the source of this 1185-nucleotide messenger RNA. Its product is annotated as stress protein DDR48-like. NCBI's taxonomy places the organism in Eukaryota, Metazoa, Arthropoda, Malacostraca, Amphipoda, Hyalellidae. Bases 1 to 1185 code for a protein of 394 amino acids. The record is from RefSeq and is a predicted model, not a curated record. The transcript has a single exon.
AUGAUUAGCCGAACAGUGGCGAGGUCACUUCUUGUGGCUUUUGUGGCACAAAGUUUUCUUUGGUCACAUGGCCACGCCGCUCCUGGAGUCAAAGGCGGGUACCGGCGCUACGUGCAGUCAACCACCACCACUGAAAAGCCCUACGAUCACCGCCAGGAACAACAAUCAUCCUCGGGACAAAGCUCUCAGAAUUCACUAGACUUGAAAGAUGACGCGUCGGGCCAGUCGACUGUUCAGCAAACGUCUGGAGGAUAUCAAGGAAAUUUGAUCGGAAAAACUGACGAACAAUCUUUCUCGCAAGGGCAGAUCGAAAAGUUAACUGGUGAAUCUGGAUCUCCAGGACAAACGUACGCCUCACAGAGUGAUAUAGAAAAAUUACUCGGCGUAGACAGUGAAGCGGAGUCUGGAUCAGGAUCUGGGCAUUCUUCGAGUGGCCAAGGGUUGCACGUCGACUACGCCCUUCUAGGUGAAAUCAACACUCUGGAUGCAAAUCACAACACGAACAGCGGUCUAGUACGUGAAGAUCAACUAUCACAGAGUUCCGGUCGUUUCGAAGAUUCUACAUUGGAAGUUCAAACUGGUCAACAUAAUCAGGUAACAGGUUCGCAUUCACAUGGUUCGCAAAGUGAGAAAGUAGCACAUCAUGGAACUGAUCAUAGUUCUCAGGGACAGAUCGAAAAACAUGUACAAAACCAGGCAAACUCACAUGUAGCUCAAGGACAGAUUGACAAGCUGGCCGUUCAAAAUCAAGCUGAAGGCUACGGUUCACAGGGACAGAUUGACAAGCUGGCCGUUCAAAAUCAGGCUGAAGGCUACGGUUCACAGGGACAGAUUGACAAGCUGGCCGUUCAAAAUCAGGCGGAGAGCUACGGUUCACAAGGACAGAUUGACAAACUGGCCGUUCAAAAUCAGGCUGAAGGCUACGGUUCACAAGGACAGAUUGAAAAAUCGGCCGUUCAAAAUCAGGCGGAGAGCUACGGUUCACAAGGACAGAUUGACAAACUGACCGUUCAAAAUCAAGCCGAAGGCUACGGUUCACAGGGACAGAUUGACAAGCUGGCCGUUCAAAAUCAGGCGGAAGGCUACGGUUCACAAGGACAGAUUGACAAGCUUGCCGUUCAAAAUCAAGCUGAAGGCUACGGUUCACAAGGACAGAUUGACAAGCUCCGAUCAAAAUCAGGCUGA